GGGGCCGGGGCGCGCUAUGGGGACGGAGCGGCCCGAGGAGCUGGGGGGCGACGCCGCCACCACAGCCGCCGGCCCGAGGCGCGUCGAGGUCCCCCGGCCCCCAUCUAUCGAGGAGUUCACCAUCGUGAAGCCCAUCAGCCGCGGCGCCUUCGGGAAGGUGUACCUGGGCCGCAAGGCGGGCCGGCUCUAUGCCGUGAAGGUGAUGAAAAAAGCAGACAUGAUCAACAAAAACAUGGUUCACCAGGUCCAGGCAGAGAGGGAUGCACUGGCUCUCAGUAAAAGUCCUUUCAUUGUGCACUUAUACUACUCACUUCAGUCAGCUAAUAACAUCUACUUAGUGAUGGAGUACCUUAUCGGUGGAGAUGUCAAAUCUCUUCUCCAUAUUUAUGGAUAUUUUGAUGAAGAAAUGGCUGUUAAGUAUAUUUCUGAAGCAGCAUUGGCCCUUGACUAUCUUCACAGGCAUGGGAUAAUCCACAGGGAUCUGAAGCCAGACAACAUGCUCAUUUCUAAUCAGGGCCAUAUAAAGUUGACAGACUUUGGGCUUUCCAGAGUUACUCUGAACAGAGAGAUAAAUAUGAUAGAUAUCCUUACUACACCAUCAAUGGCAAAGCCAAAGCAGGACUAUUCGCGUACUCCAGGACAAUUGUUGUCUCUUAUCAGUUCUCUGGGCUUUUAUUCUCCUGUUGGAAUGAAAAUACCGGCGCACAAUUCAAGUCAAUCAUCUGACAGUUUGCAUGGAGUGGUUUCUCCCUUAUCUAUGGUCCAGAAGGAAAAUACUCCUCUUUCAACUAAAUUAUUCAAAACACAUCUUGAUAAUUCUCAAUUAACGCCUGUGAUGCCAGCAAGAAGUUUGACUCCUACUCUACUUCAGUCAAGAAAGAGGUUUGGUCCUUGCAGUGUUAGUAGUGAGUCACACGCACACCUGUCCAGUGUGGAAUCAGAAUGCUGCAGCAGCCCCAGGCAGGAGAAAGAGGUAGAGCACAGUGAAGAUGAACCUAGUUCUGCAACAUGCAAAACAAAUAACAGUGGGUCAGCUCUCCCUUCGAACGUUGAGUUAACAAAUAGCAAAAGUAUUGAAGUUUUAAAGAAAAAAGAACUCGAGUCUGCUGUUUCUCCCAUUGUCAGAAAUGAUUCUGGCUGUAGGCAGAAGUUGGGAAGUGAACAUUCGAAUAUAACAGAUACAUAUUCUUACUGUGCCUUUCACAUCCAGUGUGGUUAUGGGAGUAUUUCUGAAAAGACUUGGGAAGAAAACGUCUGUGUAAAUAAAAGAAAGAUAACUGAUGAAACAGCAGAAACUUCCAAUCCCCAACAGUCAUCUUCAAGGCAGAAUGAGCCUUUCAAAGAGGAAGAAAUUUUUGAAAAACCAGGUGUUAAAAGAGGCUUUGAAUUAGUUGAUACCAGUCCUUGUCAGGAACUUAACUAUGUUAAAAAAAGCAACGCAGAAUAUAAGCGUGGCUGUCAUAUCUCAGAAUUUUCAGCAAACAAUAGGACGGGUUUGACAACAGAAAUUCAGUCCUUAGUGGUCUGUAAUGAUGGAUGCCCACAUGACACCUGCAAAAGCGAGGAGGAAGUUAAGUGUUCUGUUAGCAACCAGCAAACAGAAAGAUCACUUACUCCAACUAUAGCCAAAAAUCUUAUGUGUGAUCUGGAUGCAGACUACAGAAAGGAUGAUGAAAAGGAGUACAUGAACUCAAGUUUUUUAGACACUGACGAUGAAAAACCUUUAGGAAUCCUCAGUGCAGAUUCUGAUGUAUUUACCGACGUGUCUGUUACAGAAAACCAUUUAGAAAAGCAGCUUUUAGAUUUGGACAAAAGUGUUAAAGACCUCUCCUUUGAGGAGCCAAAACCUGAAGGUGCGCUGAUAACAUCACCAAAGUCUCAAGAUGCUUCACGAAGUGGAGAGGAAGCACAUACAGUCCAGGACUGCAAGCUGUUACAUCAUGAGAAGGAUAAUGACCAGAAACACGGGGAAGGAGCUUACCUUAACACAGUAUCUCCUCCUUCAGAAAAGAUGAUGGAAGCACUGAGUCUCUUAAAAAAAAAUGCUGUUGUUUUUCGAAGUUAUAAUAGUCCAAUUAAUAUGUCCAAUGUAUCUGAGCCGUGUAGCAUGGCUUCUUUAGAUAUAAUGGAUCUUUCACCUGCUUGUAGUGGCUCUUACCCAACGGCUAUCACUCCGUCACAGAAAGGAAGGCCAUAUCAGACCUAUCAGACACCUCGUCAGGGGGAUGCUGGCACACCAUAUCGGACUCCGAAGAGUGUAAGAAGAGGAGCUGCCCCAGUAGAAGGUGAACGUAUCCUAGGGACCCCAGACUACCUGGCACCAGAGCUGCUUUUGACAAAGCCUCAUGGGACUGUGAUCUCUGGUUCUGCUGUAGACUGGUGGGCCCUCGGAGUUUGUCUGUUUGAGUUUCUAACUGGAAUUCCACCUUUUAAUGAUGAAACACCAGCACAGGUUUUCCAAAAUAUUUUGAAAAGAGAUAUUCCCUGGCCUGAGGGUGAAGAAAAGCUGUCUGAUAAUGCCCAAAAUGCAAUAGAUAUUCUUCUAACAAUUGACACUACUAAAAGAGCUGGACUGAAAGAGUUGAAACAUCACCCCCUCUUUCACAGUGUGGACUGGGAUAAUCUGCAGAAUCAAACCAUGCCGUUUAUACCUCAGCCGGAUGAUGAAACUGAUACCUCUUACUUUGAAGCAAGGAAUAAUGCUCAGCACCUGACUGUGUCUGGAUUUAGCUUGUAGCAUCAAGAUAAGUGAACAUUCUCCAUGGUUUUGCACACUUACAGGUUAUCUGGUAACACUAGCUUGGUCUUAACUAAGUUUCCUUGCCAAAUUUAGUGUGUUUUACAUGACCAGCCUUUUUAUUAUAGUUUCCUUUAUUCUAAAGUGAAACUAUUGUAUGUAACUGGUAUCAAGUGCCUUUUGUGGGCUCACUGCACCUUACUAGGAAGCCAGAACAUUGAAUGUCUUGGAGCUGGUAACUCUUGACAAUGAUGGGGCUUUUGCAUAGCAAUGAGUAAUUCCAGUUAGGAGGUGUGAUGUUAUUUCCCAGCUAAACAUAAUAUGGAAAGGACAAAAAUGCAUACUAACUGUAUCUAUUGGCAGUUUGCUGUGAUGACAGGCUGGGUUGGAAGCAUUCCUUUAACUCUGUUAAAUAAAUCCUCUGCUCAAAUUGUUGCAUUGUAACCACUUGGGCUGUACGAAGCUGGACUCAACAUACAUUUUAGCAGUUACUGGUUUUACCUAGAAAAUGCCCGGUGUGUGUGUGUGCUCAUUGGUGUCAGAUGUCAGCUAACAGGUGAUUUUGGUUUUUAACAAGUGAAGCAGUAUUCAUACUGAAGCUGCUAUAUACUGAAGACUAUUAUGUACUGCAAACUCACAGAUUGUUCUGCAAACUCACAACGAGAGCUUAGAUUUUUACUAGAACGUAAGAUAGAAGUGUAUAUUCAGUAUUAUAAAUCUGAAUUAGAUUAAAGUAUACUUAUCCCUAUCUUUAAAUGCAACACAAAACUUGUAUCUGCUAGGUUUCAGAGGUUUAUUUUUAGAUAAUGCUGUUUAAAUAAUCUUCAGUAUUUUUGUUGCAUAGGUAUCUUUCUCUGCUAACUGAAUGAAGAUUUUAAUUUUUCAAGUUUGUACUUGUUAGAUUAAGAUCACUGGCACUAAAUAAUGAUGCUAGCCAAGGGCCAUGUGCCAGCUGAGCAUUUUACUACUGAUUUUUGCCAAGUGGCAAAAGUAGUUUCAUGCACUGACCCCUUUUGUAGCAAUAGCAAGUUGUCCUUUCAUUACCCUGCUUCCUGGAAGACAGGAUUUAUUGAUGCAAUUCUGAGCAAACAGUGUCUGCUAGGCUUCCUGCUGUCCCCUCAGGUUGCUGGGAAAAGAAUGGGAAAGGUGAAGAAAAUGGAAGUUUCCUAGAAAAACCUAAAGAGAAGCGAUUCUUAAGAGCUCAAAAUGACCAAUCCCAGCUCUAGGUAUGAUAACUCGGACAUGUUGUAAAACAUACAGUGAGUCUCACUCCUUUUGCUAAGGACUGCAGUUUCAGAAAACUUCUAAAUUGUUCAGUCUCUUACCCCUGUUACAUGAAAAAGGUGCCAACAAAUGAAUGCAUUACUGAAGCAAUAUCCAUAAACAAUGUUCUCUGAAUGUGAUGAGAAAUUCUUUGGUGGUUUCUGCUGUACAGUUGAAAUAUAUAAACUGGGGUAGGAGGGAUACCUUAGGUUAUGUAAUCACUGGUGUUUUAUUUAUAAAUUUAUUCUUCCAUUUCUAGUAAUCUGAUUUAAGAAAGUGAGUCUUACAAGAAUGGACUACGAUUACAUGUUGAGUAAAUAAUAUAAACUGAACACCACACCAGCUCUUUAUCUUCAGUGCUUUACAAAUGGUUACACCUGUUCCCAUUUUGCAGUAUAACAUGUUCCCAUCAAGGUGGAAAAAACUUGUUGCAGUGGUAUGGUCUUUUAAAGAAAACCUCUAACCCCUUGAAACAGUUCUGAAUCAGUCACAAAGGUCAAGUAAGCUUCUGUAAAAACCUUAUUCUAAAAGAAAAUUGUUAGUUUUCUACCUGUUGAUUAAUGCAAUACAAAAACAUAGAUUCUGUAAGAACAGUAAAUAGACCAACAGACAAAUCCAAAUAUUUAGUAUAAAGUUACCACUACAGUGGUGUCCAAAGCUUAAAUUCUGCACCAUCAGCACUGAAGAUGUGCAAUACCCCGUUCUCGUCAGUAUCUUGCAUUUAUCUUGGUUAUAGCAAACAUGGAGUUGAGUGUAACAUGUUGAUUGUUGGGGUUUGUGGUGUGGUUUUGUUUGUGGUUGGUGGUUUUUUAGCUUUGUUGUUCAACAUGGAAUUCCUUGUCAACUCUUAACUCUCAGUUUUGCCCCACUUGUUGCAUCACUUGAAAUACUACAGGUAAAAGUGCAAAAAGCUAUAAUGUGGUAGCUGGAAGAGAUUAAAGGUUCAUUCUCAUUAGUAAUUAUUUACAAAUAAUUAAGUAAGCUGGCAAAAGUUUCUGAUCCUUAGAAGCUGUGGAACAUGCCACUUUGCAAGUACUCCAGCUGUUACAUGGUGCUUCCUGAAGGCCUAAACUUGAUGUGCAUGACCUACAUAUAAACUGUAGCUUCCAGUUUAUCUUGGGAGACAGUUUACCUGCCAUUAGCACAGGCCUGUCCAUCUAAGAACUACUGCAGAGAUCAGUGUCACACUUUGUUAUACAGAAAUAGCAGUCUUGGACAGUUACUCCUACCCCUUACUUGCUGUGGGGCUCCCCUGUACAGUGCAAUGUUCGGGGGCCAAGAUGCUGAAUGCCCUGUGUUAUUGAGUUAGGAGAUUCCGAUUUCAGCAUGAUCUGGUUUACCUAUGGUUACUCUUGCAAUGAAAUGCAUUCUUUUCCUCUCAAAAAAAUUUACUUUGCACGUUUUGUGUAAAUAUAUUAAAAAAAAAUGUUGUAUUAAAUAAAAUAUUGUUGUUCUUUAAACUGGUAUACUUUUGACCCUGCUGGGAAUGUGGGAAGUGGAUUUCACACAAGGAACUCCAUUUCCUACUACCUCAGCAAGGAGUGAUUUUUGUGUAGGGAAAUAACAAAUACUUUCUAGUACAGGUGUGUAUGGCCUUCAGUUCAUAACUUGCUAACCUCUGUCUGCAGUCUUUAGUAGAAGCUACAUUUGUGUACUUAAUAGCAGGAGAGCAAAGUCCUAAGCUGGCCUGUAAUGCCUUCUGGGACCCUCCUCCUCCUCUGUGGUAACUAGAAUGAUUCAAAAAAAAAGAUGGUCAUCUCCUCAGCACUUGCUGUGCUGCCACAGGAGCAGAGGAGGAGAAGAAACAAGGCCCUGAGCAUGGAACAGCUGCACCACGCACACACAUCUGGCUCUGUUUUGGUUCUAUUAUCAACAUUUAGUGGGUGGAAUGUCUCCAAUCUGGUUUUAUACAGAGCUAACCUCUGCUUUUUAAAUGAAGCUUGACUCACUGCAGGAAACCAGCUUGACAUUUGCUUCAGAAGUGCAAUUUUGAGCUGGGCGAAGCUGUUUCAGUGCUGUGCAGAACUGCUUUGACUGCCAGCCCUCCUGAGGAGAGCACAGGCUUGAACAAUAUAUAGCAGUUCUGAGCUCCAGUGAUCUGCUUAUGCCGCUUCCUCCACAGUAAAGCUGUGUCUCUUUGUACCUGGAGAGGUGAUUUAAAAAAAAAAACAAAACAAACACACAAGUUUUCCUUACCUUUAAUCUGAAAUACCAGUUAACUAGGAAUCUGUUCCAGUCUCAGUGAGUUUGAGAUAACCCUAGAGGCUGAGGCCCAGUUCUGAGUUACAAGUAAAUUGUUAUAAAAGUGAUGAUGUUCUGUAUUACAACUUUUAAGGUUGAGACCAAUUCUUCAUGACACAGCCAGCAGGCUCUUCUGUACACUCCCAGCAUCCAACGUACACCAUUUAGUAAACAUUAAGAAAGUUCAAGAUAAAAUACAAAAUAUUAAGGGAUUGAUUUAUUGAAACAUGAAUAAAUAACAAGGAUAGUACAUGCCCACAUUUAUUUCAGUGGGAAGUUAACGAUUAAGUACCUUUGGGAAUGUUUGUCCCAUCUCUAAGAGCUUGAUAUCUAUGUGUAACAUGGCUCUGAGCCAGGGAGGCUCUCCAGGGUGCUUUGUCCUGGCAGAAGACAGGACAGGGGGGUUAUUUUUCAUGUGACCUUCAAGCUAGACUAUCCUUCCUGUAUGAUUUAUAUCUUUUGUGGUAAAAAGUCAAUCACUCUAGAAACUUUAAGCUUGGGCACAAGGGCUUCAGGUCACAGCAGCACUUCCCUUCCAGGAUAAGCUUUGUUCAAACCUGAGUUUUCAGGGUAUCUCAUGCCAAAAACUCAUCUCUGGCACACAGAACCAUCUAAUUGUUACAGCAGUCUUCAAAGAGAUUACAACCAUUUUAUUUAAUUUUUAAUUCAGCUUUACAGUAAGAAAAUCAGAAGAGGGGAAAUGUAACUAAAAAAAACCCUGCGUGUAACUAAAAAGAUUAAAAUUUCUCUGGUAAAACAAA
Molecule: messenger RNA, 7002 nt
Organism: Pipra filicauda (Wire-tailed manakin)
Lineage: Eukaryota; Metazoa; Chordata; Aves; Passeriformes; Pipridae
Gene: MASTL
Product: microtubule associated serine/threonine kinase like
Exons: 13
Coding region: 17-2737 (906 amino acids)
Biological process (GO): peptidyl-serine phosphorylation; intracellular signal transduction
Cellular component (GO): nucleus
Molecular function (GO): protein serine/threonine kinase activity; ATP binding
Source: RefSeq, a predicted model, not a curated record